Oikopleura dioica is the source of this 1479-nucleotide messenger RNA. Lineage: Eukaryota; Metazoa; Chordata; Appendicularia; Copelata; Oikopleuridae. The record is from the annotation of a GenBank genome assembly.
AUGAAAAGAUAUUGCGAAGGACUGUUCAAUCCAACUUCCGGCUGCGUUGUGGAAAUCUACAGAAAUAGCCUGUUGGAAGAAACGGACACUGCUCUUUUGCGUUAUCGAAAGCCAUUUGGUUACGCUGAAAUUACGAUGCAGUCGGUCGAAGAAAAUAUUUUACAGCGGAUGGAAGACGGUGUUUGCUUUACGAACAUCCCGUUUCGGCAAAUCCAUCUCCAAGGGCCCGUGCUGCCGAAAUUAAAGGUUGCAUUCCGUCUGCUCCAGCGCGAGUCGUCGUUUCAGCUCGAGCCCGCAACAAUCGGGCAGCUAUUGUCCAUUGACGUCGUCUCCCUGCUCAAUCUUCGAAUGGGCAACUCCUCCGGGAGGCGAAAAGGACGAAGAGAUCAAGUUGAAGAUGCUCCGUAUCCCACCGACAGCGCCGUGUCAGACUUACUAGCGAGAGCGUACGAAGAACAGAGCGGUCAACCCGGACGCGACCUGGUCCGUGAUCUAUCUCCUUCACCAAGUCAGCUUCGCCGCGCAUCGCUCAACGAACAUGAGCGACAACAGAGAGCUCUUAUGAGAAUGUCCGCAGAUCUUCUAGCGGAAAGAAAACACAGCAAAGAUAGAGAAACUCUCGAAGAUCAAAAAUUCGAGCUUGAAGAACAGCUCAACCGCAUGCAACGCGAUUUGCAGCUCAGACAUACGCUGGUUCACGAUGGGCUGGAGGGUGCUGCGCCGGAUGAAAUUGCUUCGCGUUUUAUGGUUAUGCGCGAAAAGUACAAGACAAGUUUGGCAGCAAACGAGAAGCUAAAAGAAAAACUGCGGGAAGUUUCGGACUCGAUAACACGCGGAGAAGGGCAGAAAAACAACCUGCUUAAUGAGCUAAAGCGUGCUUCGGAUCAGUCAGACAAACAUCUUGAAGAGCUCAACCGGAUGUCAAGAAGGCUAAAAGACCAGAAGAAACUGGAAGACCUGUGCAAAGAGCAAGAGAGGAUCAUUUCAAAGCUAGAAGAAUUAUUUGCCAAAACGAGGGUCAACGUUGAUACCAGAUGGAAAGACGACGUGGACCGGCUGAUGCACGCGACCAAAACCAGAGAAAAGUACACUCCUGGGAACUACGCUUUGCCGCAAUAUUCUGCUGUCCCUGGACUCGCUCCGCCCAAUUCAAAAGCUCUUCCUGGCUAUCACAUGCAAGAGGAAAUCGAGACGGAGAGGAUGAGAACGGCGAUGCUCGAACGACAGAUCAACGAAAUGGCGAGGGAACACGCGAGGGAAAAGCAGGAUCUUGUCAACAGAAUUGAGGAAAUCAGAACCGGCUACGCACCACCUCGAGUUCCUUCAAGAUUCCCAGAAAUUGGCGGAAACGGACCAGCUGGCGACACACGAUCGAAGCCUGGGCUCGGCAACCUGUGUAGAAAACCUGAGUCAGGGUUGCCGAGCCCAGAUCCAAGCCUUUUGAUCUGGGAGACCCUUAUGGAAGACGAUAUUGAAUGA